Messenger RNA from Camellia sinensis, 1957 nucleotides. Its product is annotated as galactomannan galactosyltransferase 1. The record is from RefSeq and is a predicted model, not a curated record. NCBI's taxonomy places the organism in Eukaryota, Viridiplantae, Streptophyta, Magnoliopsida, Ericales, Theaceae. Gene Ontology annotation, molecular function: galactosyltransferase activity. Gene Ontology annotation, cellular component: trans-Golgi network; endosome; membrane.
CAUCAAUAAUUAAGGGAUCUUACUGUAAUUAACCCUAAAAAUAUCAACUAGAUAAAUUUCAAACAUUUUCCACACACUUCAAUUGUAGUUUGACAAUCACACUACAUAAAAAUACACAUCCCUGAAACCCUUCCUGUUCCACCAAGAAAAUGCCUCAGUUACACAGACCCACCAUGGAAAAAAACAGAGUAGAGACUUCACUCUCAUCAUUGAUCAGAAAUAAGUCUCUCCUUCUCGUCGGAGCAAUAGCUUUACUUGCUCUCCUAGUUUGGACACUUGGGUCCUCCUCUGCUCAGCGUUGGCUACCGGCGGCGGAAGGCGGCUCGGCCGUGGAUCCGCUCUGUGUUACAGGUAACGAAAACCAGACAACAUUCUAUGACGACCCGAAUCUUAGUUACUCGAUUGAGAAGCCAAUCAAGAACUGGGACGAGAAGAGACGAGAGUGGCUAAAGAUUCACCCGAAUCUUGCUGCCGGGUCGAGUCGUCGGGUUCUUGUCGUGACCGGGUCGCAAUCCUCGCCAUGCAAGAAUCCAAUCGGAGAUCAUCUGCUUCUGAGGCUUUUCAAGAACAAGGUUGAUUACUGUCGGGUCCACGGGUAUGAUAUCUUUUACAACAACGCCUUGCUCCACCCGAAGAUGGGUUCUUAUUGGGCCAAAAUACCCGUGGUUCGAGCCGCCAUGGUAGCCCACCCGGAGGUUGAAUGGAUCUGGUGGGUCGACUCGGAUGCGGUUUUCACUGAUAUGGAUUUCAAACCGCCGUUGGAGGAGAGGUACAAAAAUUAUAACUUGGUAGUGGGCGGGUCGCCUGACAUGAUUUAUGAGAAUCCGAGUUGGCUCGGACUCAAUGCUGGGGUGUUCUACAUUCGAAAUUGUCAAUGGUCUUUAGAUUUCAUGGAAGAGUGGGCUAAGAUGGGCCCACAGACUCCGAAUUACGAAAAGUGGGGCCAAAUUCUAACCACGGCGAUCAAGGAUAAGUUGUACCCUGUGUCAGACGAUCAAACGGCUAUGGUGUAUUUGUUGAUGAAAGAAAGGGAGAGGUGGGGGGACAAGGUGUUCUUGGAACAUGAAUAUUGUAUUCAAGGGUAUUGGUUGCAUCUGGUGAAGACACUUGAUAAUAUCACUCGUAAUUACAUUGGGUUGGAGAAGAAAAUAGAGAGAUUGAGGAGGCGACAUGCGGAGAAGGUGAGCGAGAGUUAUGGGACAGUGUGGGAGCCAUAUCUAGAGGAGGCUGGGUAUCGGAAAGAUGCUGGGAAGCGGCCAUGUAUCACGCAUUUCACUGGGUGUCAACAGUGCAGUGGGGAGCACAAUUCUAUGUACGAAGGUGAUUCUUGCUGGAAGGAGAUGGAGAGGGCAUUGAAUUUCGCAGAUAAUCAAGUGCUUCGUAAUUAUGGGUUCAUGCACCAAGACCUACUAGAUUCUUCCCCGUUGUCACUUGUGCCAUUUGGUUUCCCUGCAUAGGCGGGAGAUGUCAUGCCAAAUUAUUUCUGAGACGACGACUACGGCCUAUGGCGAUGCAAGAUUGCAAUAUGUUUACGUAGAAAUUGAUUACAAAAUCGAAUAAUAUGUAUCCUUAGAUAAGAUUUUAUAAAAUUUGUUAGCAAAUUUAUUUUUGAAAAAUCUUGCCCAUAUAUAUAUUUUGUGAUUGGUAUUCUUUUCAAAAUGAACACAAAUCGACAUAGAUGGAGGGAAUUUUACAAAUUUAUUAGUGUCAUCCAUUUCUGAAAAAAAAAAUUCGCCAUUCAAAUGAAUUAUAUAUCUCAAUUCUGUAUAUCAUGUUUUUGUGUUCAUAGACGACUUUUUUAAGUGUAUGGUUAGAAAAUAAACGGAUUCCAAGACUUUUGAGAGAGGGAGAGAGAGAGCAGUUCUUUACCUUGGUACGUGUAGCCUCCACCACUAAAUAGUAUUGUUGAUUGUGGAGCAAAGGGUUCUUGAAAUGUGAUUCAUGCAUUGAUAAUACA